Cydia splendana is the source of this 5008-nucleotide messenger RNA. It is a transcript of the gene Nbr, whose product is annotated as exonuclease mut-7 homolog. NCBI's taxonomy places the organism in Eukaryota, Metazoa, Arthropoda, Insecta, Lepidoptera, Tortricidae. The transcript has a single exon. Gene Ontology annotation, biological process: nucleobase-containing compound metabolic process. The record is from RefSeq and is a predicted model, not a curated record. Gene Ontology annotation, molecular function: 3'-5' exonuclease activity; nucleic acid binding. The coding region runs from base 213 to 2732 and encodes 839 amino acids.
GGGACUGAGGGUGAGUGAUGGAAAUUGUGUCAAAAACCUAGAAGUAUUUGGCGAAUUUAUAAAAUUCCUUUUUAUAAAUAUAAUUUUGAAUCGACAAUUAGACGUGACCCGAUGAUAAAUACAAAAUAUGGCUGCGACUCCGCCUUGAAAUAAUAAUAACAGUCAAAACUGAUUUUAACGAGUACCUACGUACAAAAUAAAUUUGCAUCAACAUGGAUAUAAAUCAGCUUGUCAGCAAAAAUCAGUCCAUUAAGAUAGUUCCAUCGAUAGAAGAAACUCUACAAAACCAAGGACUUGAUGUAGAUUUGGACGAUAAUACAAUAUUAUGGUUGCAUCAAUUGAAAGAAACUUGGAAAACGUGGAAGAGGAGUCCUACCAUUGAGCACCACAUCGAAUUAUUUUUCAACACCAGGGCCGACGCUUUUCGCGUAGCCCUGGUCUUCGUCAUAAAAUGUGAAGAUUCAAAAGAUUGUAAGACGAAAACAUUACCCUAUUUUAUUAUUGAGAUUUUACAUAAAUGGUCAAGAGCAAACAAUUUAGUACCUGAGGACUGUCUAAAACUGCCUGCAUUCCAUAUAGCCAUCAGGCAAAGGAACCAGAGCUUUCUGAGUCUUAUGGCUAAAACAUAUCAAUUAUCAACCAUCAAGGAAACCAUUUUGCCAAUUGUAAGGUCAAUGAUCACAAAUGAUAAUUGCAAGCAAGCAUGUCAAGUUGUCAUAGCUAUUGAAUUAUUUGACGAUAUAUCAGUACAAGAAUUACUAUUCCCGUUGAUUCUGCAAGACAAAUCCAAUAUUAUUGAUGAAUAUCUUUCAGAGUGCCCUGCUCAAGUUACACCACUUCUUCAAUUUUUGGAUAUGCUACUUGACAAAAAUUUUAGCAUUCGUGAAUAUGUUCAAAAAUAUAUUGAAGAACAUAACAUUUGUAACAUCAAAUAUGAUAAAAUACACUAUAAGCCAUUGGGUAAGUUGGUGGCAAGAUUGUGCAAUAAAUUCAAGGUUCCAAUUGAGACUUGCAAAAAUCUUAGUAAAAAUCGAACAACUGGAGGCCUGAGGUAUUUAAUUCACCAAAAAUAUGAAGAAAAUAAUGUAAGCACAGCCGUUUGGGAUGAUUUAAUCAAAGAUUCACUUCGACAGAAUGCUGACUCAGCACAUGAGUUCAUUGACAUGCUUGUGGCAUAUGACAAGAGUGAAGCUCUUAAAUGGGCAUCAUACUUGAACUUACAAGAGAAUCUGUUGCCAGCUGCCCUAAGGGAAAUGACUAUUCAAACUGAUGAAGUAGAACCUGAGAACUGGGAGACAGAUGUCAAGACUGAGAUUACUCAUCAGGAGUAUUAUAAGUUUACUUUGCCUCUAGAGCAAAUAAUUAUGAUAGAUACAGCUGAAAAGUUUUAUGACCUGAUAAUGAAUGAUUUAGCAGGAUGUAGCCUAGUAAGUAUUGAUUGUGAAUGGAAACCAUCAUUUGGAGCGAAACAAUCUCAAGUAGGGCUUAUCCAAAUAGCAACUGAUAGAAAUGUGUACCUUAUAGAUAGUAUCAUACUCAAUCAAAAACAAUAUUCCAGCUUUUGGCACACUUUUUACAAAUCUCUCUUGGACAAUGCUGAAAUAGUCAAGAUCGGUUUUGGUCUUGAACAAGAUUUGAGGGAAAUGAAGGCGUCAAUAAUUGGUUUGAGCAACAUGAAGCUGAAAGGAGAAGGGCUGCUGGAUAUUUGUACAUUAUGGAAGAACCUUAUCCAUUGCGGAUUAGUUUUGCCAAGCAACAGUGACAGUGCUGGAAACAGCCUGAGUUCCCUAGUCCAAUCAUGCUUCGGCUUGCCGCUUGAGAAAUCAGAGCAGUGCUCUAAUUGGGAAUUGCGACCAUUGCGGGACACACAGAUCCAAUAUGCCGCUCUGGAUGCUCAUGUCCUAAUCCAGAUAUAUUAUUUCCUUCAGCAAAAAUGUUUGGAACAGAGAAUAGAUUUUGAUGAAAUAUGCAAUGAAGUAACACUGGAAAGAAAGAAAAAGUGUUCUAAGAAACUGAAAGUUACUCAAAUUUUUGUUCCAGUAAAGUCAGUUAAUGAUGUAAAGCUAUUAAUUGAACCUGAAUUAUCUCACUUAAUGACAUAUUUAAGGUAUUGUGGAAUAGACACUAUGCUGAUUCCACCUACUUUAUUAUGGCAUGAUGUUAUAAAUUUAGCUGUCAGUGAGGAUCGUUUGGUUGUUACAGCUAAGUAUAAGUGCUCUCCCUUUGAGGAAUUUCCACAAAGCUGUAUAUUUGAUGCAGGUAAAGGUAGUGUUAAAGAGCAACUUCAAAUGCUCCUUACUAAUUGUAAUGUAGGCAUUAAGCAGAAUGAUAUACUUAGUCGUUGUUUGUUAUGUAAUGGCAAAACUUUGAAGAAUUUGGCAGUUGAUGAGGUAUUUAAAAUUUGUAAUGAGUAUCAAGCUUCACAGGCUAUUCAAGUUAACAAUAAGGCAUAUGCCAGUGAUUAUGAUGAAGAUGAAGAGUUUUAUGAUAGAUUUAAUAGUGAUUCCGAUUGUGAUGAAGAUUCCUUUCAACCAAUGCAUAAGCUGGUGCUGAAGGCAACUUGCCUCACUAGCAAGGGUGUGUCUGUUGAAAUAAGUAAUGUUGAACAACUUUCUUCCUCUGGAAAACCUGCAGUAUUGUGUGAGCUAUGUGGCAAGUUAUUUUGGGAUGAAGAUGACUGUUUAAAACCUGUUAGUGAACUAGUUUUAAAUAUGAUAAAACUCAGCAUCUGAGAAUAAAUUUACUAUGGUACAAAUUGAUAUUAAAUGCAUUACUGUUUUAAAGUAAAUUGUUUAUUCAAACAUUAAUAUAUUGCCUAUUAUAAUAUGUGUAUGUAAUAUAUUUUAGAUAGUUAAUCAUAAUCACUAUAUAUUAUACUUAAGCGUUAAAGCAUAUGAUUCACGAAUAUUAAUCAAUUUAAAUUAAUAAGCUAAUGUCUAUGGUGAACAUCAUAUUUGUUUGGUCCCAAAACAUUUGAUUAAGGAAAAAUGUACAAUAUUGUAAGAUUGAUUGUACCUAUGUAUUAUAAAGAGUCCUUUUAGGUAUAUCCAAAUACGGUUUUAUAAAAAAAAGGACAAAGGAUUGUUAAUAUAAAAAAAAAUCAACAAUUAUGUAUAUUUAAUUCUACCGCGAUUCUACCGCGGUCUACCGCGAUAUAAUUUCAUUGUUUUUACCUUUAAUUCCGACGUUUCAGCUGAGUUGCACCAGCUGUGGUCACGGAAAGACUGACGUCCCAACAAAUGUCAACAGAGAUAUUAAUAAAACAUCACUAAACUACCCGAAAUUAGUUUAUAAAAAUGUUUGGGGUAGUCCAAGAAAUUGCAGCUACCCGUUAAAGUUUAAUGUUUAUUGUCCACGGCACGACACGCAACACUCACAGUAUCCGUACACUGGUCCGAAACUGGUGAUGUGUACAAAACGCGAGAGUUUAAAGUGUUAUAAGUAUUGCAAACAAUUAUGUAAGUACUUAUAUUUCAAGUCUCUCUUUAUCAAACAAACCAUUUAGUUUAUAAGUAGGUGUAUAUUUACAGGUCUGAAAAGUGAAUUUUCCAGUAUGAUUUACAUAGAAUUUUCCUAUUUAGAAUCCAUGUUACGGGCAUUCCACAAGACUUUCGCUUACGAAAUGCCAUUUUUCUAAUACCUACUUUUGAAAUGCUGAGAAAGCGAUAAUAACAGAGAAUUGAACUAAAACUGUUACCUACUGGAAAUAUUUAAUUACUUUGCUAGCAAAUUGGCAGUAAGUAUAUCCAUGAGUUUUCCGCAUUUGAUUGCAAUAGCUGCCAUACAUGGCACAAACAGUACAGCGACAUUCUCGUGGUAUGCCCUUUUAAAAAGUAUAAGCCACUUAUGAAAGCUGUAAGCAUUGUUGCCAAUGAGUUUUUCAGUUGUAGACAACAAUAACUAUCUAUGAAAUAAGGUAUUAAUAUAAUAUAUUUACGCAUAUUAAUAUAUGUUAAGUAAAAUGUAAAUCUUUGGUGUAACACUAACCACAGGUAACUUUUAAAACAGGUAGUUGUUAUAUUUUAGUUUUACUUAUAUUUUUUCCUCGAGUCAGAGUUGCGUAUCUUCACCUAUCACGGCAGUGACGAGUUACAAAUUAAAUUAACAAAAUAAUAAGGUGCAAAAUCGUUCAGCCACUUUUGAAACGGGGUUUAUUACUAAAAUAAAAAUAUAAAUAAAGGUGUGUUAGGGUUAGCCCAUCAACGGAAUGAUCAAACUGCUAUUUGGAGUUUUUCGUCUCAUAUGCUUUACCAAUUAUCUUGGAAGUCGUAUAAAGUAUAUAGUACUUUCAUAACCAUUCAUUUUGUUUUAUGUUAACCUUUUGGACGCCAAUGACCGAUAUAUCUGCACCGCCGGUUCAACGCCAAAUACUGAUUACUCGGUCACAUACCACAGAGCAACAUAGACCUACGUGCAUAUGCAUAAAGUUUAAUUUCAGUUUUGACACUUCGGUGACGUGGCGUCGGGUGACUGCUUUUGUGUUUGACACGGCGUCGAAAAGGUUAAAAUUCAAGUAGUUAAAGCAGUUGCACGAAACGUUUCGUUCGUUGACGAGCGAUCAAGAGUCGGUUGCACCAAACUGUAUGUCACCGUUAAAAAGUUCGCUAAGAAUUCUUUCAUAGAUCUAUGCUGCGUGACGUUGAUCAACAUGUUAACUGUUGGUGCAACCAACUGACCCUAAGUUCGUUGAAUCAACGACCACCACUAAGUCUUAUGAUGAGUCCAACAGUGCUCUCAACUAAACUCGCCCAAUAGCAAUUAUUUUCCUAUCGGAAUAACCCCAGUACCCUACACUACACCAUUUUGUGAUGCAUAAAUCAGUUAAUGACGCAACCCUGACAUAUUAUUUAGACUUUAAGACUGUAUUCUUUUUAGCUAUUUUAUUAACACAGCCACAUAUUAAUUUGCUGCAUCGUAUAUUAAGGACAACAGUGUUCAACUAGAUUUAUGUUAAGCAAAUGUACUUCUAGAAUGUUAACAUAUACUGAAAAUAAAUGAUUUAAAUGUA